Molecule: messenger RNA, 1404 nt
Organism: Penicillium olsonii
Lineage: Eukaryota; Fungi; Ascomycota; Eurotiomycetes; Eurotiales; Aspergillaceae
Source: the annotation of a GenBank genome assembly
AUGGCUACUCAUCAACCUACCCCGACCCUUCUCCUCCCUCAGCUGCCUCCCAAGACCCUCGUCGGAAUCGACCUCAUAACCUUUACUUCAACCGCCAAUUUCCACGGAAUCCGCGACCUUUCUCCAGGAUGGCAUUUUCUCUACACCGGCACCACAGAGACUCUGUCUCUCCGCACUGGCGCAUGGUUCUAUAUUGGCGACACCAACGCCGCGGGGAAGGGCCCAAAUGAGUCAGCUCUCGUCUCGCGGACUCAACCCAAAAGCCAAGCUACAGCAGGCUCAGAUAUACAUAUUUGGAGAUGGAGCGCAGAUUCAGAGACUCUCGUUCCGUUGAAGGGAGAUAGCGACUCGGAUCGCCAAGAAGCCAUGCGCUACAAAGCCAAUCUAGGCGCUGUAUGGCAAAGCGGAGGGCUGUUCAAAUAUCGCAGCCGAAUUGCACCAUCAAUGUUGGUCAAGCCUGAGUCAGCUGGAGCCGACCAACAGGAGGAGGAAGAUCAGCCUCAACCUCAACUCGAGGCUCGGGUUCAGACAGAGGAUGAUGGAGAAACCGAAGAGAAUGGUCGCAGGGAUUGGUUUGGAUUGACGAAUCGCAUCUCACCAAGUCUCUUGUCGCGUGUCAUAGGAGACCCGGAAAUUGAUCUAGAUGGUCAUUCACGUUGGUUAUUGACAUCCGCUUCGACGGCUGACCGCGACGCGGACCAUAUCCCUGGAAUCGAUUCACCCACCGAGAAAACAGAGGAGCGGGCGGAGGGCGAGAAGCCAGAACGAGAAUUCGGCUUUAUUCCUGUGGACCUGAAGCGGACGUGGAGAGAAGGCGCUGUUGGGCGUGAAAGAACGGAGGCGGCUCAAGAUCGGUCCUGGGCUCUGAAUGACUUGAUUGAUCGAUAUGCUGGCGAAGCAUCUGGUGGAAAUCAGUUACUUGGAGAAUUCCAGUUUACCUUCCUCAUGGUGCUGACGAUGAUGAAUUAUUCAUGCCUUCAGCAGUGGAAGCGACUUCUUGAGCUUGUUCUCACCUCUCGCACUGCGGUUUUAGAGAGGGAAGAAUUUGUGAGCGAAUUUCUCCAAAUUCUGUUCUUGCAGCUGCAGCGAUGUGAUGAUGUUGAGGGUGGGCUGUUUGAAAUUGAUGGCGAUGAGGGUGGUAAAUUCUUGCGCAAUCUGCUUAUGAAAAUCCGUCAGUCGGUGGAUGAUCUGGAUAGAGAUCAUGAUGUUUCUGCAGUCAGACAGGAACUUGACGAGAUUCAAGAAUGGGUGAAGGCUGAAUAUGACUGGGAUCUGCAGCGCGGGCCAGUUGUUCGUCAGGGUAUGCUUCAAUUGGAGGAUGGCGAAGAGGUUGAGAUGGACUGGGAUGGAAAUGAUGAAGAUGAAGAGACUGGAGAAUAUGCCCCAAUGAUUGUUGAAAUGUGA